AUGUUGAGAAUGACGCCCAAGCCUCGCGUUGGCCUCAAGGUGGCUCUGGUCUUGGCCCUCGCCGCCGCCGCCAAUGCUCACUCCUGGGUUGAGUACGCCUACAAGGUCGCCCCGAACGGCACCAUGAUUGGAGCUGAGGGCUAUGCCCGUGGCUGGAUUGCUCGCACUUCGACCGACCCGCUUUGGCAAGACAAGAUUCCCCAGCUGCUUCUGCCGGUGACCGGCCAGAGUGCCUACUCGGGUGAUGAGAUCCUGAACAAGUACAAGAAGGAGGAGAAUCCUCAGUUCCCUAUGCUGGAAGCCGCUCCGGGCGACCACAUAGCCCUCAUCCACCUGGAGAACGGCCACACGACGCUGCCGCAGAACCAGCCCAAGAAGCCACAGAACCGCGGCACCAUCUUCCUCUACGGCACCAGCCAGCCCAACGAGAACGAGCGCCUCUUUGACGUGCACCUUGUCUGGAACAAGGACGGCACGGGAGGCGACAAGCGCGGCGUUCUGCUGGGAACGCGAAGCUACGACGACGGCAAUUGCUAUCAGCCCAACAAUGGCGCUCUCAGCAUUGAACGAGCCGCCAGACUGGCCCCUGAGGGUGCCGACCACAACACUGAGCUCGGCUGCCAAUCCACCAUCCAGCUGCCCAGCGACCUCAAAGCCGGCUCCAUCUACACAAUCUACUGGUACUGGGACUGGCCCGACCUGGAUGCCACCAACAUCGACUUCCAGGCGACCAAGAAUGGCCUGUACCCCUGGGCCGGCACAUUCAUGCGCGGCGAGAAGGACCCCCACGGCUUCACCAUGGCUGCCAUUUCCAAAAACGAGAGCUACGCCAGCACCAUCGAUAUCAAGAUCACUGGCGGCUCGUCUUCCGCCAAGCACGCCGACAUCAAGGGCGAGUUUAUCGAAAAGCAAAACAUCUACUCUGCGGCCAUCAAGGACCAGAUGGUCGGCAACUUCCAGGUCGACAUUGAUGCCAAUGGAGGAGGCAAAGGCGGUCCUGGCGCAACUCCCGUCACUUCUACUUCAGCUGCUCCUCACGAGGCUCAUACCUCGGCAGCUGCCACCAAAUCAGCUGCCAGGCAAGGCAUCGCCCAGCCAUCAGCCGCUUCAAGUGGCAAUGCUCCCGAGCAGCCGUCAACGGUCUGGAAGACUCUCCACAAGACUGCGUCUGCUGCGUCUCCGCCUGCUUCGAGCCCUGUUGUCGUUGUGACAACUACAAUCCACACCCACGCUGCUGCGGCUUCGCACACGCCUUCGACCACAACCAUCAUCUCGACUACUACCCUAGCGGUGACUUCAACUCGCAUUGGCGAUGCUCAGGUCGCUGCUCCAACUGUUGUUGUGUCUGUUACCAAGCAUGUGCCCGCCGCACGAGUUGGUGAGCCGACGCCGACCACGUUGAACGACCGCCCAACUGUGACGCCGUUCAACCGACGCCGUAACUGGGCUUUUGGCCAGCAUUGA
Molecule: messenger RNA, 1464 nt
Organism: Trichoderma gamsii
Lineage: Eukaryota; Fungi; Ascomycota; Sordariomycetes; Hypocreales; Hypocreaceae
Exons: 1
Coding region: 1-1464 (487 amino acids)
Source: RefSeq, a predicted model, not a curated record